Ostertagia ostertagi is the source of this 543-nucleotide messenger RNA. Lineage: Eukaryota; Metazoa; Nematoda; Chromadorea; Rhabditida; Trichostrongylidae. The record is from the annotation of a GenBank genome assembly.
AUGCUGAUUCCAAAUAAAGACUACUUUGCUGAACGAGUUGAGAAGAAGAAGGAGCGUGUUGCUAAGAAUGAGACCCAGCGCCUGAAAAAUCUCGCUCGUCAAAUGGGCUCGAAAAUGAGGAAAGGACCAUCCACCGAUGCUAGUAUAGGUAUUGGUGUUGCACCGGAAGAGAAAUCUAAGGAGCAGCUCCGGUUCGCUGUUGAUCGCGCCAAGACGGCUACCGCAUCUGCUGGAAAAUUCCAGCGCCUUGCCAAGGGAGAGAAGGAGAAUAUCAAAACUGGCAAGAAGCGAAAGUUCCUACCGAAUGAGGCAGGUGGUGAGAAGCAACACGCCUUGGAAAUUUGGGAGAAACUCAAGAAUAAAAAGGCAAAAAUUAUUGAGGAGAAGGCUGCUGCCGUUGCGGGACCUUCGAAACAGGAAAAGAAGGAGAAAAAAGGACAUAAGCCCAUUCGACAAAAAAGUCAAAUACAUCGACAACAGUGGUUCAAGAAUAAGAAGGCCGAUAACAAGAAGAAACGCGGGAACGCAAGGAAACCAAAAUGA